This is a messenger RNA of Annulohypoxylon truncatum, 2357 nucleotides long. RefSeq lists its product as uncharacterized. The record is from RefSeq and is a predicted model, not a curated record. NCBI's taxonomy places the organism in Eukaryota, Fungi, Ascomycota, Sordariomycetes, Xylariales, Hypoxylaceae. The transcript has a single exon. Bases 311 to 2116 code for a protein of 601 amino acids.
UUCCUAAUUCUUCUCCCAACUUUGUUCUUCCGAUAUCCAACAGUCAACCAAUAUUUUUAGAGAACAUCGUCUAACAAUAUCAAGUUUGCCAUACGACCAUAUCGUCUGUCCUCAAAGGUAUCAUCAAGUUAACUGAGACAUACAAGACAUCUUAUCAAAUAUCGCUGUAUGCUCACUUGAUUUCGAACGCACGAUAUUUCUUCAAAUAUCCUAUCACGCUCUUUCUUUCAUCCUCAUCUACUUGAGCUUCAUAAAAAUAGCAUCACAACACCCGUCAAAUAUCACCAAGCGCCUCGUCAAUCCAGCCACAAUGUGCUUCACUGAAUUCCUCGGCUACACCUGUGGCCAUACCUCUAUCCCCGUGAAGCGACCCUGCCCCAUGACGACACAGUCGCACGUCAACCCCAUCUGUCCCCUGCCCGCUUGUCGCCCGCUCUUAGCCUUCACGAUGUGUCCAUCUUGCGCACGAAUCGUACACGGUCGCUGGGUGAAUAUUAUUGUGCAUGAACAUGAGUUCAUGCACGCUCGCGGGGCGUGCCACUGCCCACUUCGCUUCCCGCACCUGCAGCAGCCUCGCGUCGUUUCGCAAUAUGAGGACGCCGAGGACAUGAAGGACAUCAGCCAAGAGGCCUUCGCAGCGCGCUUCCGCGCCCGUGAAAGGAGCGCAACGAUGACGAGCCAGACAUCCGCCGCCACGGACGGGCAAUCCAGCGGAUCGGAUUCCUCCUCCCCCACCGUCAUCCUAGCACCCAUCGUGAAGCAAGAGCCACCCUCGUCACCUCGCGAAUCUUUCCACUUCUCUCCCUCAGCGGCGGAGUUCACUCCAUCUACCACGGCCGCCGUGAGUCCUCACAUACCCCAUGGCCCCCUGCCUUCCAUCAACGAGAUCUUUGGCAUGCCCGCCGACUUCGACUUCGGCAUGGCCGGUCUCGAUCUGGGCGCCAAUGCUAGCUUCGGCCGUUCUAGCGCCGGUCCUAGCGAAUUUGAGCCGCACGGCCGUCCCGCUGGUAACAUGGGUAAGAACAAGGGAAAAGGAGAGAGCAAGGGAAAGGGCAUGGAAAGCAAGGGUAAAGACAAGGAAGUCGCAGUGAAGAAGGAAGAGCCCGGUGAUCUUAGUUACCACCCGCAUCACUUUAACAAUGACUGUUUCCACCCGCAGCAGUACGUGCGGGGUGAGUCGGUUGCCUCAUCUGCCACACUGGCAUCAUCGGCAACAGCAACAUCCGGGGGCUCACACUUUCCCCCCAUGUACGAGACUAGGGAGGGGCCCGACAGCAAGAUCGCAGUCACGACCCGCAUGAUGAGCCAAUACGGAGCGGAGUGGAUCGCCGAGCACAGCGAGCGCCACCAGAACGGCCAGUGCAACUGCCGCUGCUCGUUCGACAAGUACCCGGCGCAGUACGCGCACAUGUUAGAUGAACUGAUGCCCGAGGACAUAGCCAACGAGAUGAUGAACAACGACUUCUCUGACUUCUCUUUCUCUUAUGAGUACGCACCCAAACAAGAGGAGCAUGAGGACACUUCUUUUGGUAUCCACAAGUCCCAGAGCAAUGACGACUUGCAAUAUGGCACUCCGGGCUUCCACAGCGAUGGAUAUGUUCCCGCUCCUACCAACACGCCGGCUGAGGCAUCGACCCAGCAACCUUACCAGUACUCUGGUAACUUCGACGAGGAGCUAUCGCAAGCUAUGCGACACCAUUUCCCAUCCGUCUCCUCUGUGCCAACCCCGUCCAUGCAUGGUCCGACACCCGUUCUGCCCAUGCCAGCACCCACGCAGAGCCCAUACGACGCAGACGCAUGGAAGUUUCACAUUCCUCCCGACCAUACCACGCCCUCCUUCCCUCGCGGACAUCAGCCUAGCUCGUUCGGUGAGCCCGCACGUUGGGCCUGCGCUCCCCCCAACCUUAGCCAUACGAACGAUGGUAGCACCCAUGGCGACACGAUGCCAAUUCCACGCCCAGUCGACAUGCAAGUGAUUGCGUACAACGUGAACGACGUACCCAUCGUGGGUCUCCCUAUCGGCGCCGGCCCCGAGGGCGACAGCCACAUGCCUCCUUUCGAGGACUGCGAGCUGUAUUACCCGAAGAUCCAUGAUCAUCGGCCUGCCACCUUUUAAGGCGGUCCACCAAGAAUAUUCACGCCAUAUACAUGGCAUUAUUAGGGGCGAGAUACGGUGUGCACACAAUUAGCUUAUCCUAAAAAGGAGAGAAACCUAGAAAAAAAAAGGAUUCGGUACCAACAACUCGCUGAGACGCAAUCUUUUUGGUAGUGAAAUAUGAUGGAAGCAUAAUGAGCAAAUGUGAUCGUGAACAAAACACAAAGGACGGGAAAAAGACUUAAUAAGAUCUCACGGCAUU